AUGGCCGACGACUCCCUCUCCAUCUACGACGAGAUCGAGAUCGAAGACAUGACCUUCGACCCGAAUCUCCAAAUCUACACCUUCCCCUGCCCCUGUGGUGACCGAUUCGAGAUCGCCAUCGAUGAUCUUCGUGAUGGUGAAGAGAUCGCCGUUUGUCCAAGUUGCAGUCUCAUGAUUAGAGUGAUCUUUGACCUGGCCGAUCUACCUAAAGCGGAUAAUGCGCAGACUUCGGCUGUGAGCGUCCAGGCUUGA
This is a messenger RNA of Penicillium oxalicum, 252 nucleotides long. RefSeq names its product CSL family zinc fnger-containing protein (gene dph3). The transcript is spliced from 2 exons. NCBI's taxonomy places the organism in Eukaryota, Fungi, Ascomycota, Eurotiomycetes, Eurotiales, Aspergillaceae. Gene Ontology annotation, biological process: protein histidyl modification to diphthamide. The record is from RefSeq and is a predicted model, not a curated record. Gene Ontology annotation, molecular function: metal ion binding. The coding region runs from base 1 to 252 and encodes 83 amino acids.